Cadophora gregata is the source of this 429-nucleotide messenger RNA. RefSeq lists its product as uncharacterized. Gene Ontology annotation, biological process: pyruvate import into mitochondria. The record is from RefSeq and is a predicted model, not a curated record. Lineage: Eukaryota; Fungi; Ascomycota; Leotiomycetes; Helotiales; Ploettnerulaceae. Gene Ontology annotation, cellular component: mitochondrial inner membrane. Bases 1 to 429 code for a protein of 142 amino acids. The transcript has 3 exons.
AUGGCGGCCUUUAUCAAAGCAGUGAACGCGAAGAUUCGCUCAAACCCGACCACCAACUACCUCUGUUCCACACAUUUCUGGGGUCCGGCUUCAAAUUUUGGUAUUCCCGUUGCUGCUGUGAUGGAUACGCAAAAGAGUCCCGAACUGAUCUCCGGCCAAAUGACUGGCGCCCUCACCAUCUACUCCGCAACUUUCAUGCGCUAUGCACUCGCUGUCCAACCCAAGAACUACCUCCUCUUCCUCUGCCACUUUGUCAAUGAGGGCGCGCAGCUCACACAGGGAUACCGGUGGAUGCAGUACCACAAGUGGGGAGGUAAGGAGGAGGCUGCGAAGCAACAGGCGGCGAGCGGGGUCAAGGCUGUUGUUGGGAAGGUAGAGGCUGAGGCGGGAAAGUUGGCGGAGAAGGCGAAGGGUGUUGUGGGAAAGUAG